UUUUGCCAACUAGGGAUGAUGAUGGAGUGUGAUGUUGUUGUUAUGAAUGUCAAGUUUUAUUUCAUGGGUGAAAUACUAUCGUUUCCACUUUAGUGUGUGUAUGUGUCUAACUGGGGGUGACAAUGAUCACCCGUAAGACUAGGACAUGCACCAACAUGCCUUGGGAGGACGACGCAGACACAGAUGUACACAGACUUGCUCAGCGCAAAUCAAAAGUAAACAGGCUACGGCGAAGUCCAAAAGCAUCGCAACCAGUGCCACGCACAGUGGACACUUCGGAUAUCACAAAACCAGAAUUCAAAACACCAACACGACCUGCCGUCAGUAGAAAUACCCGUUGUUUGAGCAAGGAAUCUCCUGGUCUAAACAAUUCAGCAUCUCAACUCGACAUCAUAUGGGAUCACAACUCGCCGUCACCAAAGGGUUUCAUCCGAGGGAAAGGUCGGAGGAUAGACGUAGGGAAGACUGACGUGACUGCCCUUGUCAACCGCAUAGCUCCGAAGAGCGGAAAGCCUGUGUCGGCAUUGGACUCAUCUCUGGUUCAGUGGAUUGGAGACGGCGGCAUCCCCUGCACCCCCGAGCUGUCACAGCCCAAGACGAGGUCGAGGACGAAAAGCACCAACCAGGAAGCUGCUCACGACCACCUGAAGGAGCUGGCCAGACAGUUCGACUUCCACCUCAACAGGCAGGACAGCUUUCUGAACCAGCUGCCCGCUACAGCCCAACGAGUAGCUGAGGAAGAAGACGACGACCUUCAUCUACCAGGCAUAGAAAACCAGCCUCCUCUCCCUCAUCAUCACCAUCCUCCUCCUCAUCAUCCUCUGUCAUCAACACCCACGACGAUGGUGGCAACAACGAUGGCCAACCCGUCACCACCCGACGCUGUAGGCGCCCUGUCUCUCGACCACGACAUGGAGGAUGAUGAUGACCUGAACGACCUUUUCGACGGCCCGACGGUGAGCAUUGAGAAUGGGCUCAGCCAGCCUUUGUCCUGCGCCUCCCAAAGCGCCAGGGCGUCUCAGGCGAUCUCUCAACCCCGUAAUGGGCUGCUGUCUGGGGGCGUGGCACACGGGAGGAUGCCUGGUGGUGGUGGUGGUGGUGGCUCUCAACAUACCAAAACGUCACAGGCGACGAUCUCUCAACCCCGUAACACACAGACUUUUGGUGGGAAUCUCAACACAAGGUUACCCACCGCCGCCUCUCAAGCCUCCAGGCCGACACAGCCACCAACCGCUCAACCCCAAAACGCCUCGUUAACCUCGAGGAACUGGCACGCGAGGAUGCUCGGUGGUUCCCAGAAUGCAAAGGCAGCACAAUCCAUCGCUCAACCCCGUAACGGACCCUCAUCUUGGGGCAACUCGAAUGUGAGAACCCUCAGCCACGAGCCAACAUCCAAGGACGCCAAGCAAAGCACUGUCACUACUGCUGCUGCUGCUGCCAUGGAUCUUGCCGGCUUUGAUGACGACUGGGGCGAUGAGGAUGAUGGGUUGCUUAGCGACUCCCUGGUGAUGGAGAUGACCCAGAACCCAGACCUCUUUGCGCCGCCCAAGCACUGUUCCACACAGAAACCUGUUGCCAUGGCGCCACCCAAUCAGAAAGCAGCAGCCAUGCCGCCACCCCAACACAAUUCCACUCAGAAUCGGAACUCUUUUGCACCGCCCAAACACGGUUCCGCACAGAACCCAAACCCUUAUACACAACAGCCUAAACAGUCCUCUACGCAGAACCAGAAUCAUUUCCCCCCACCUAAACACUGUUCCACACAGAACCCGACCUGUUUUGCUGCGCCCGAACAGUCUUCUACUCAAAACCUUAACCAUUUCCCCCCACCUAAACCCAUCGUCACAGCUCCACCACAGAGAGUGCAGCCCGCUCCCGUUGCCCCAGCCAACGCCUCAAAUCGCUACCAGCAACAACCAGUUAGCAGUAGCAACAGCAGCAGUAGAGGUUCAAGCGGAGGGGCCGUAUCUCGACCUGUGGCGGUGGCCAUCAUCGAAGAGGAGCCCAGCGACGACAUCCUGGUCUCGGAAUGCGAAGCCGCCAUCAUGGCGGAGGACGAUGAUCUCGAUAUGUUCUUCGCCGCGUCGGACUCGGGGUGGGACGAUGGUGUUGACGACGACGACCUGCUGUGCGAAGCGUGCGACGGCCUAGACGACGGCCACCAGGGUGUUCCGGAACCCACUGCCGCCGUGUCGACCGUUAACAUGGUUUCCGUGACGACGGGAAAACAACUGUUCUCCAACGAUCAGAAUAGAAUGCCGAAUGGCAAUACAGCAGUGGGAUCGUCGUCACUGUUGUCAGUAGGAAACGCAGGAGCAUACAAAGGACAAUACCAAGCCACCAACUCCGCGCAGCCAUGUGCAGCUAGCAAAACGGUUUAUAGUGCAUCGUCAGCCAAUGCUUUUGGAAGCGAUCCGGCACAGAUGGAUCAUUCUGGAUCUGGUGGUGGUGUGGGGAAGAGACAGGUGCAGAGCCCCACAAAUAAUCGGCCUUUAAUAUCGGGUAACAUGGACCAAAGACACCCUGUCGUAUCCCAUCCCAGUAGUCAUGCUGGUAAACUGACAAAGACCACUUCCUUUGGAGGCCCUUCCUCUUACCACACCUCAGCCAAUCAGAUGGAAGGGAGUGGUCACAUGCAGAGGGGUGAUUCUUCAUCUGUUGCCAGCACUGCUGUAACUGGUCUUGGGGCACAUGCACUCAAGAAGGCCACUUCCUUUGGAGGCUCUACCUACCACUCCACAGCCAAUCAGCUGAAGGGGAACGCAGGAAGUGCGGUGGGUGCCAGCCAAUCAGCAAUGAGAAUGGUCGGUACCACCACUACCACCAACAGCAGCACACAGCAGCAGUACGCUUUCAAGAGGUCAGCGAAUGGCAACAACGGUUACAGUUCGUCCACUGUCAACACAGAAGUCCCGGCGGCUCUAGGGAGGUGUUCCGCUGCCGAUAUCGAGCGUAAGAAGCAGGAGGCCCUGGAGAGGCGCCGUCUCCGCAUGCGGGCCACACAGAACCAGAACCAACAGCUCCGGGCCCCCUGGUAGAACCCAUAACUCAGAUUCCGGUUCUAGACCUCUCUUAGAACCCAAACCACUUGGUUCCAGAUCCCUGAUUGGACUCUGGCUCUUGGUUCUAGAUUCCUAGUACAACCCAGGGCCUUGUUCUAGACUCCCUCUCCCUGAUUGGACUCUGGUUCUUGGUUCUCUUGGUUCUAGAUUCCUAGUACAACCCGGGCCUCGUUCUAGACUCCCUCUCCCUGAUUGGACUCUGGUUCUUGGUUCUCUUGGUUCUAGAUUCCUUGUACAACCCAGGGCCUCGUUCUAGACUCCUGGGCAGCACCUGGCACCUUGUUCUCUAGUACCGCUUGCCAGUACCCGGUUCUUUACUUCUGGGUAGUCCAGUACAUCGCCCUCGGGUUCUAACUCCCAGCUACAGUAGUACCCAGCGCCCGGUUCUAGCAGAUGGUUCCUCCAUCACUAAAGCAAACGGGACUCAUCUUACCUGGUCUCUGUGUGGGGUAUUUCUAGAAAGUGAUUUAGUCUCUAUUACUUCUUUUCCACUGCCGGGUUUCUGGUAGGCCUACAGCUCGACACAGUGCGACUUG
Engraulis encrasicolus (European anchovy) is the source of this 3598-nucleotide messenger RNA. It is a transcript of the gene etaa1a, whose product is annotated as ETAA1 activator of ATR kinase a. Gene Ontology annotation, biological process: regulation of DNA damage checkpoint; DNA damage response; replication fork processing. The record is from RefSeq and is a predicted model, not a curated record. Gene Ontology annotation, cellular component: nuclear replication fork. The coding region runs from base 123 to 3038 and encodes 971 amino acids. NCBI's taxonomy places the organism in Eukaryota, Metazoa, Chordata, Actinopteri, Clupeiformes, Engraulidae. Gene Ontology annotation, molecular function: protein serine/threonine kinase activator activity. The transcript is spliced from 6 exons.